UUCCAGUCAGUGGAAUUGCGAUCGGGCGGCGACCUCAUAACCAAAGACAUCGCGCCGUCGAACCGUUCCGGCUCCAGACGCAUCCUCUCGUCCACAGCACAACACAAAGCAACAUGGGAAGCACUCGCCUUCCCGGAGUUGACCGUUUGAUUGGAUCGUUGGCGACAAUUGGCGUCGGAGUCGCCAUAUAUCUUGCGCAUCAGUUCUUGAAACCCAAGGAAAUGACGCUGGACGAGUAUUACAGGCAGAAGUAUGUAGACCCGAGUACGCUCGUUGGACACAAGGGCAGUUGCGGCUGUGGGAAUCUGACGUUUAUUGUCCUCGCGCCAAGGUCGUUGUGUGCAUUUGACGACAGCAACACGUUUCCUUCCAAGUUGGGUCGUAUUCCCGUCUUUCUUGCGCCCAUGACACACCUCCAGAUGACGAGCAACCACUCGGCCACCGACGUCGCGGUCUACUCGCACCAAGCUUCGGCGACAUACGCGACGCAGCACGUGUUCUGCAAGCAAUGCGGCAUCCAUCUCUUCCACAUGGAGCUCCAUCGCAACGACCAAGUCGCCAUCAAUGUCUACACUCUCGAGACGGACUACAUUGAAGAUCUUCGCGUAGAGUUUCCCCAGUUGUGGUGCUGGUCGCCGACGCGUCCGAUCCGUAGGUGGUGUUUGUGCCCCAGGGCGCAUAUCCCUUGUUCCAGCGCGUGCCGUCGUCGGCCGUCACUGAUGGGGAAACAUUCCCUUCUCUGGCAAAAGGACCGUCCAAACAGCGUCAGGCAGCGCUGCAACAAGGCAACCAAAAUGCUUCAGAAUUUGAAAAACAGCUGAUGCUGUGGGCUCACUUGGACCCCGGCGCGACGCCCGACUCACCGCCGUCGUCCGACGGCCAGGCCGCAUCCCACGAUGACGAGGAAGAUGACGGUUCGCCAAACAAAUCGGUCACGGCCUCAAACACACAGCCGGUCACGUUGGACAAGAUUCCAGAGCAAGAGCUCGUGCGGAUGAAGUACCAGCUUCAGUAUUAUUUGCAGCGGCAUUUGGAAACCAAUAGUCAGUCUGCGUCGUGCACCGUGUGACGACGUGGUAGCAACGUCGUCCCAAUCAAAACACAAUGUACAUGUACUCGGAAG
This is a messenger RNA of Aphanomyces invadans, 1123 nucleotides long. RefSeq lists its product as hypothetical. The record is from RefSeq and is a predicted model, not a curated record. The coding region runs from base 114 to 821 and encodes 235 amino acids. The transcript is spliced from 8 exons. NCBI's taxonomy places the organism in Eukaryota, Oomycota, Saprolegniomycetes, Saprolegniales, Verrucalvaceae. Gene Ontology annotation, molecular function: carbon-sulfur lyase activity.